Malaya genurostris is the source of this 6181-nucleotide messenger RNA. It is a transcript of the gene eya, whose product is annotated as developmental protein eyes absent. NCBI's taxonomy places the organism in Eukaryota, Metazoa, Arthropoda, Insecta, Diptera, Culicidae. Gene Ontology annotation, biological process: multicellular organism development; positive regulation of DNA repair; negative regulation of extrinsic apoptotic signaling pathway in absence of ligand. The transcript has 8 exons. The record is from RefSeq and is a predicted model, not a curated record. Gene Ontology annotation, cellular component: nucleus. The coding region runs from base 2924 to 5071 and encodes 715 amino acids. Gene Ontology annotation, molecular function: protein tyrosine phosphatase activity.
AUUUUGCUUUACCGGAACAAAAGACGAAAGAAAAUAGCAAAGAAAAAAGUGCAAUAAUAUUACCAUCCACUACCACCCCAUAUUUCGAGUUGUAGUUUUGUACCUAUCGAACAAUGAAAAGAACAACUCCACCGUGUCGCUCUGUAUUUUCACUGCUGAGAAGUGGGUUUACCAGGGAGUGGUGGCGGAUAUCCUCCCUUCCGUACUCCCAAACUUUGCGCAAAACUCUUGAACACCCCGUGCGCUAUAUGGCAGCCAGCCAGUCAGCCAGCCAGCCAAGUUAUUUCUGCUGUGUGAGUGCUCAGAAAGAUACACAAACACAACACGGUCGGAGGCCGCACAGGACAGCAUAGAAUGAGCAACGGUUCAGCCAACUGCAUGCCGUAAUAAUUGGGAAGGAGGAAUCUAUGCUCUGUUUGUGCCUCCGUGAGGGUCUCCACUACCAACGCAGAAAACUUACUACGAACGGGCUAGCAGACAACAACCACAAACCCGUCGGACACGGUAGGGAGCAAAAAAUCUUUCAACAACAUUUUAGUUGCUGUAUCACUCUCCACAGGAGAGGAACGUCUUUAUGUUUUGCGCGCGGUAUUCAGACAUUUGUUUCGUUUCGUCGCGAUCAUCAGACCGGAAGGCUCGACGAACAGCAGAGGUUCAGUGUGCGCAAAAAGGACUAUAGUGACAGUAAGAAACAAAAAGAGCAGCUUGCGAAGGCUGCGCCGAGGGUUGGUAUUUAGAGCAUAAAAAGAAUUUUUCUACUUUUUUUGCGAUAAACUUUCAUUGAAUGGGUCUUCGGGACGCGUGAAGUGAAGUGGUAUCGAGAAAAAGGACCUGGAGGACCCAAAACUUUGCUAGCAUACAAAGGGGACGAUUUCAAUACAGCACAAGUAAGAAUAAGAUUCAAAUUACAAGGAUUUUUUUGUGAGCGAUUUUCUUGAAAGAUCGAACAUUGAAUGCCAAAAGCGAAAAGCGGUAGUGGUAAAGUAGGAAAGAAUUUCUUCAAUUCGAACAAGUUGGUGGAAAACACUGAGGUGACGGGGAAAAAGGAAGCAGGAAGAGAUUACGCGCAGAAACGAAAUAAAUAACCAAGUGGUGUAAAGUGUGAUAAAGCUCGCGGAUUAAGGUGAAAAGUCAGUGGUUCGACAUAAGCUCACAGUCGGAAAACGUUGCGCAAUACCAACGGUAAUAAUUCCUGGUUCGCGAGUACUUAGUGUUUUAGUCAAUUAGAAAAAACGGAGGAACCUGACAUAACAGCGAAAAGCCGAUGAUGGAAAACGUUCACUUGCUAUAGUGGAGAAGGUGAGAAAAAGCCGGAUUUCUGGGAAAAAUACCCCUUUUCCGAACUAGUGAUAAAACAUAAACAAGUCAAUUGUGGGUAAACGGUGGAAAAAGGCUGUUGUUAUUAGUGGUAAUUGAUGCAGUUUGUAGUUGGUUCGGACUAAGUCGCGAAAUCGGUUACAUCCGGACAGUUUGACAGGUGCAUUCCGUUGGUUGACUGUCGCCGUGAUUCAAUGUCGAAUGAAACUUGUGAAGCCGACGGAGGCACGGAAUUUUUUUUGCCAGUGCUGAGCAGUUGUUAAUGGAUUGUAUUAAUGUUGAAAUUGAGGGUGGAUAACUGGGACGACUGCAAGCGGACGACGAGCAAGAUUAACAGAGAUAGAGCCGAACAGUAAAGUGUGGCCGUUGCAGGAACAUUGCAAAAUAAACUGUCCUGUCGAAAGUGUCGCGAUGAAAGGUGUCCGCGUUCAGCAUCGUGACACAAUAUAGUGCAGCAAAACAUAAGUCAAGCAACAAAGCAACAACAUCCGAAUGGUGCAUCCAAAUUAAUGGCACAAUAAAAAACUAAUAAUUGCAAUUAAACUUUCGAGCAAUUAAUAUUGCGCCCUGGCGCUUCGCUGCGGUUAAGUUUAGUGAAAAAAAGGACACCAAUUAGCGUUCAUGCGUGUUGAAAACAAUACACGUAAUUGGUCAAAUAACAGUGAAAAAUGAUAUACACCGGGUGACCGAUGCGUGUUGCCGGCAGGAUAUGACCAUUUGUAGUGAAAAUUAUAGAAAUGUAAAUAGCACAACUUAGCAGCAAUUAAGUACAUUGAUCUGAGUAGCCUGUUAACGUUUGUUGCAAUAGUACAGUGCAUACGAGCACUGCAGUGAAUGCAAAAAAAUGAUUAACUCUUCGCAACGUGCACGUAAUUGAUAGCGAUGUUAAUUUGACCACGAUUAAAACAUUGACGAGCAGAGUUCCGACGGGUGAAUUGUGCGCAAUCGCACGACAACAUACGGGUCAUUCUGUGGACGCAUUAGCUUGACUCACUGGGGACUGUCAGUCUGCAAACAUCAGUGCUACAUCAUCCGGUCAGUAGUUCCGACGGCUGCCGCAAACGUUGUCCAUUCUAGAGUCCCGAUCUCUACAUUCCAGAUCGGUUGAGGUUUGUCCGUUCAGUGCUUGUGUGAGUCCCAUGAAGUGGUUAUAAAUCUUGAAUGAUAUAUCAUCAGCGUUUCGUCGACUCUUGGAAAUCUCGGCCACAAAAAUCAGGCGAAACGCACAUAGUGAGUAAUUGUGGGACAUAAAAUUUGGAUGUUUUCGCAGUUUCCUCUGCCACAGACCUAAUCGAUCUUCGAAUGCGGAAAGAAGUGACCCAGACGUUGUCCGAAGAAAUCCACGAAAAAAUGACGUAAAACAGUUGCCUCGAAAAAAUGAUCAACCGAUGCCAAUCCGAAAUCAGCGAAUGGAUGAGAGAGUCUCAGAGCUGAAUAAAAAAAAAUACAGAUCAAGUGAAGUGAACGGUCCUUUGAUAUCUCGCGACUAGUCAGAACGAUCAGAAGUUAAACCUGCUGCGCGGCUGCUGCUGUCGGCAAAGGAGUAACAGUGUAUGUGUGCGUGCAAUUGCCGAGUGCCAGCUCUUGAUGUGUAAAAUCAUAUGAAAUGGUGACAUUAAUGCCUUGUAGUUACAUAUCGGCCCCUCGGAUCUCCAUCAUUGAUAAAAUGAUAGAGAUAGAACCAAAGGGUAAAAGAUCACGUACAGAAGGACCAGAUCUAACGGAUAGGAGUCGAAACUACAACACCGCGUCAGUAUCAAGUCUGAGUUCAGGAGCUUCGGCUGACAGCUGCUUGCCUCCGAGCGGAUCCACACUACACUAUCCUUCGGUUUCGCAUACAGCGGGAUCAUACUCCCUGUUGAACAACAACUACAGAACACUAAGCGGAUCUUCCUCUAUCUCAAAUGCAGCUCAUAACGGUGUGAAUCUUCCGUACGGAUCCGCUGCAAAUCACGGUUCGAGUUCAGGAGGAACUAUUGUUUCGAGGCUAAACGGAGGUGCAACCUCUACAAUUACCUCAGGUGGCAGCAGUAGUACUGGAAUUACAAGUAGCACCUUGGAUGGCUUGUCGUCAUCAAGUGGUCUCAAUAGCAGUGGUGUCAGCUUAAGCGGAAGUGCAUCCAGCGCGGCUCUUGGCUCUACAGAGCUGGGGAUGUCACACUGGCUUACCGACGGUACAGUCAAGUCCGAAAUCCGUAGCCCUGGGUUAGACGCGUCCUUAUCUUCCGGAAACCUUCCCGUCGGAUCUACGCAUCUUGAUAGUUCAUUGUUUUGUGCGAAUCCAAACAACCUGGACGCUCUUCAGAACACUGCCAAUUCUUACGAGAAAUCGGAGUACUACUCGUACACGUACAACAUGCAACAAUACGCACCAUUCACCUAUUCGUCGUACGGAUCUCCGUAUCAGACGAGAACAUCAUCGAAAAUACCCUCGCCAAAUACAUAUCUUCCGUCCAGUUAUGCGGCAGCUGCUGCGAAUAACAAUUCGGCACAAAUCUACUCAUCCUAUGGUUACAACAAUUUCGCACAGUUCGGAACCAGUCAGCAGGACUACUACAACUACAAUGACCCGACGUAUUCACCGUACUAUCAGACGGCCACCUAUCCACCGUACGUCAGCUCACCGGGUUCUAGUGGGAGUCAGAGCUUUCACGUUGCCGCUGGGCUGUCGGCAGAGAGUCCCUCGGAGGGUCAUUCUGCAGCGACACCCACUAUGUUGGCGCAUUCGCACUCUCCACAAUCACCACUGUCAAUCUCACCCACCAUCCAGGCCGGCUCGGCAGCUGCAGCCGUGGCAGCGGCAGCAGCGGCCGCGGCAUCCAAAACAACACCUACCGGAAAGCCGGGACGGGCGCGUGGUCGACGGCAUGCACAUCCUAGUCCAACGAGAAGUUCAACGUCCGAACCGGGCGUGACGGAGAAAGCACCAGAACGAAUCUUCGUGUGGGAUUUGGAUGAAACAAUCAUCAUUUUCCACUCACUCCUGACGGGGACCUACGCGGCCAAGUAUAAUAAGAGUCGAGAUCACCACAUGCAGCUUGGCUACCGGAUGGAGGAACUUAUCUUCAACAUGGCCGACGCGUUUUUCUUCUUCAACGAUUUGGAAGAGUGCGACCAGGUACAUAUCGACGACGUAUCGUCCGAUGACAACGGGCAGGAUCUAAGCAAUUACAAUUUCUCCGCUGAUGGUUUCCAUACCGGAACGGCCCAAGGAGCUCCACCUAAUAUUUGCCUUCCUAAUGGCGUUCGCGGGGGCGUUGACUGGAUGCGAAAGCUGGCGUUCCGCUAUCGGAAAAUUAAGGACACCUACAACACCUACCGAAAUAACGUGGGCGGUUUAUUGGGACCUCAGAAGCGAGAACACUGGUUGCAAGUCCGGUCGGACGUCGACUUCGAAACGGACAGCUGGCACAGUUUAACGUUGAAAUGUUUGAACAUGAUUGCCCAGAGGGAGAACUGCGUCAAUGUGCUGGUAACGACUACGCAGCUUGUUCCGGCGUUGGCCAAAGUGCUGCUCUAUGGUCUAGGGCAGAUUUUUCCAAUAGAGAAUAUUUAUAGUGCAAAUAAAAUAGGUAAAGAAUCCUGCUUCGAACGUAUCGUGACGCGGUUUGGUCGCAAAAGCACGUACGUUGUUGUGGGCGAUGGUCAGGACGAGGAAAGCGCUGCCAAAAAUCUUAACUUCCCCUUCUGGCGGAUAUCCAGCCAUAGUGAUAUUCGGUCACUGCACACCGCUCUUGAAAUGGGAUUCUUAUGAAGAUGUUCAGCGCUGUCAACCGUCGUCAUCCUCGUUUUGUUGAAGUUGCGGCUCGAGUCCAACUUCGUUCUACUGUGAAUGCGUUAGAGAGUUUCUAGAGAAAUUGAGCAGUUUAGCUUUAUCAUAGUAAAAGAAAAACAUAAAAAGACAUCAUUUACACUUCAAGGUAGCAUCUAAGUUGUGUAAAUUGCAAAAGAGUCACAUUUCAGAAGUAUAAUCGAAACAAAUCAAUUUACAAUUAUUGGUGAUUACCGCACAGCCAUUUAGUUAUCCAUGUCACCAAAAAGGCUGGAAGCAUGUCUCUGUAGUAUUCUACUCGUUGGUUUGUAAUAUAUUUAGGAAUAAAAAAAUCAGUUUUAAACAAAUUGCAUUGAUCAAUGCUCAAAAAACGUACCCCGUUAAAAUAUUUCCCAGUGGUAUAAAAAACUCAGCUGUGCAAAGCGGAGAGAUGUGAGUUAUAUUGACAUAAUUCCUAGCUAGAAAGUUCCGAUGUGCUUCACUGUAUCAAAACUGUACAUAUACAAGCGAUUAAAUAAGUUCAGAUGGUUUACUAUCAUACGCAUUUUAAAUUUUGAGACAGUCAACUUUUUGUUGACACAGCAAAUUAGAGAUAGCUUAACCUGCUUCUUAUUAUGAUCAGCCAUUCGGAGUACUUGUUCAAUACAGCAGAACAGAGGUGAAACAUUGUCCAGUUAUCAAUCGACAAGUAUCCCAUACGUGAAAUAGUUGUUUCGAAGAAUUUCUUGAAGGAAACUCCUUCAAUGGCUGAGCGAAAGGAAACCCGUUAAAUGGAGCAUGUCGUACGCUAGUUCCAGUAAUGCAAUUCAAAUAUCAGUGAUUAUCCGAACUAGUAUUUGUCACAAGAAUCAUAUUAUUCAAAUCAAUAUAUAUCAUCUGUAAGUAAGAAAUGUGAAUUUUACAACUAUUCAUUGUGUUAUAGCGAGUAAGGAUAUUUGUACAUAGAAACAAAUGAUAUAAACAUAAAAUCAAAAUAUAAGUAAUAGCAUCCAUAAAAAUUAUUACGAAAUGACACUGUAUAGUAUGCAGAAACAGUUUUUAUAAGUCAAUCAUAAACAAUAAAAGAAACCAAAAUAUAACAAAUAAAUCAAA